Aspergillus neoniger CBS 115656 is the source of this 1472-nucleotide messenger RNA. RefSeq names its product DUF2293 domain-containing protein. Lineage: Eukaryota; Fungi; Ascomycota; Eurotiomycetes; Eurotiales; Aspergillaceae. Bases 391 to 1221 code for a protein of 276 amino acids. The record is from RefSeq and is a predicted model, not a curated record. The transcript has 3 exons.
CAAAUCACUCUUUGACCAUUGGGCAUCAGUAUCCAGCCUUUCUUUCAGCCAUAACCACAAUCAUUUACAACCAUUUGCUACAAGGCAUAACCAACUCAGCCCGCAUGGGUUGUUAUACAUAAAGAGAAGGACAGCUGGGCCGUCGUUCUUUGACUAUGAAUGAACGUUCCUUUCACUAUCCCGACCCAUAAGAAUUACCAUCUGCAAGCACCUAUUCAGUUUCCUCUCCUACACGCCUCGCCGUUUUUCCAUACAAGCAGAGCAGCAGUAGCCUUAGUGCAGCGUCAGAUUCCAAGUAUACAAUAAGAAUCAGAUUUGGAUCGUGUCUUGCCUAGUCUUUACUCAGACUCUUAUCUGAAUGGCCUUUCCCUCUCAAAAAGAUCGGAGAUAAUGUCGCCCACGCCAAAGAAAGCCUCCCGCUCAGGGGCCGCCAGAAGGCGGCGUGGGAAACGGAAGAUCACCCCGAGAUCGCCCCUGUCUAUCCUGGCCCAGACUCGAAAAAACAGCGCCGUGAAGAAACGUGAUCGCGGCGACGUGGUCAGCAGCAGCAAGACAAAACUUACGGAGCGCAGGAGUAAACCAGGGAGACCAUUCAGACUGAAUCUCCUUCCACUGUCGACCGAGCCAAGAGAAAAGAACUGUUUUAGACGGGAUCCGUCCCCUGCAAACUACCGAUUUGUCCCCAAGGGCGACAUCUACAUUACUCGCAAUUGCCGAAAACUGACAAAGGAGUCUGGCCGAAUUGUCUACGUGGUUUAUGAUGAUAGAGGCAAGAGCACUCUUGGCCUACGUGUUCCGGCCGAUGUUCACACCGCCGUCCUCCAAUUAGCGGACGAAACAGCUCAGUCUCGCGCUCAAGCUGUUCAAGUACGUGAUGAGAAAGAUUAUGCGCAGGCCCGUCAGCUCUUACGCGCCCAGUUUCCUUUAAUGCCUGAGGAGUCACUGGACGCUAUUCUCGAACAUGCCUUUCUGAAGGGCUCUGGCCGCGUGGGCCGGACAUCCAGAUUAUCAGAUGAAGACAAAGCCAAGUUAGCCGUAGAGGCUCAUAUCAGACACACCCAUACCAGCUAUGAAGCACUCCUGAAGGCGGGGAAGACGCGCGGUGAAGCUCGUCAAGCGUCAAAGGAGAUGGUCCGGGCUAUCAGGACCGCAUGGGCAGGUGGCGAUGUAGAGCCAACGGAUUGCCUGACUAUGCGGGAUCGAGUGAUUGUGAUUGAUUGAUUUCUGUGUGGUGAAUAAUUUGGUUCCAAACCAACGACAUUCAAACGAAAGCGAUGCCCUAUUAAUGUUCAUUUCUGGUAUGUUGGAGACAGUACACAGAUUGCAUCAGGGUUAACAUUACAUAUGUGCGAGGCCGCAACACCUCCACGGCUACGGCGUUCUAUUUUGGCUUAUUUGGCAUUGAUGCACAGCGUGAUGACCACAAGCAUUCAUGAUUAGAUUAAGCAUAGAGAUUAGACACUCGAUAUAAU